This is a messenger RNA of Moesziomyces aphidis, 1185 nucleotides long. NCBI's taxonomy places the organism in Eukaryota, Fungi, Basidiomycota, Ustilaginomycetes, Ustilaginales, Ustilaginaceae. The record is from the annotation of a GenBank genome assembly.
AUGUCGAACAAGGUCGGGCAGGAGUACGGAGAGGUUCGACAUGCAUUCGACGUGUCGGCGCUCAACACGUACCUCACCCGCCACGUUCCGGCCAUUGCGGCACCGGUGACGGUCAAGCAGUUUAGCUUUGGACAGAGCAACCCGACGUACAUCCUGUUUGACCGGAACGAUGUGCGGUAUGUGCUGCGCAAGAAGCCUCCCGGUUCGCUGCUGUCUUCCACCGCACAUGCCGUCGAGCGCGAGUACCGCAUCCUAAAAGCCCUGCACACCUACACCACCGGCCUGCCCGAGGGAUCCAAGGACAGAAUCCCCGUGCCCGAGGUCUUCUGCCUGUGCGAAGAGACGGCAAUCGUAGGUACGCCGUUCUACAUCAUGCAGUUCAUAAACGGCCGGAUUUUCGAGGACUACCGCUUCCUGCAGCUGCCCAAGCCCGAACGCGCCCAAUGCUGGGCCUCGGCCAUCGACACGCUCGCCGCCCUGCACCGCGUCGACGUAAACAAGGUCGGCCUAAACGGGUACGGUAAAGACGCCGGCUUCUACACGCGCCAGAUGAAGUCGCUCGCCAAGGUCAGCUCCGUCCAGGCGGCCAUCAAGGACAAAGAGACCGGUCAACAAGUCGGUCCCAUCCCCGGCAUCGAAAGGUUCCUAAAGUGGUUCGCGGGCAAUAUGCCGCGCGAUGAAAAUACGAUCGUACACGGAGACUACAAGAUCGACAAUCUCAUCUUCCACCCCACCGAACCACGCGUGAUUGGGAUUCUCGAUUGGGAACUCUCCACGCUCGGCCAUCCACUGUCGGACCUGGCGAAUCUGCUGCAGCCCUACUCGACCCAGUGCACCGACGUUGCCGGAAUCUCCAAGGCGGAAACGUGGGAAAAGUCGCGCAAACAAGGCUCGCUCCUCCUAGCUCUCGGUGGGCUGGACGAACAAACAUCUCCGGUCCCGCUCGAGGCGAGUCUGAUCAAACGGUACUGCGACAAGGCCCGACGCGAGUAUCCGAUCCCCAACUGGACCGCCGCCAAGGCGUGGGCAUGGUUCCGACUCGCCGUCAUCAGCCAGGGCAUCGCAGCUCGCAACGCUCAGGGCCAGGCUAGCUCCGCCCAGGCCAAGGUGUACGGCGCAAAAUUCCCCCUCUGCGCCCAACUCGCGCUCAACAUCAUCGACGAAUCGCCCCAGUCCAAACUCUAA